Capronia epimyces CBS 606.96 is the source of this 4434-nucleotide messenger RNA. Its product is annotated as ATPase. NCBI's taxonomy places the organism in Eukaryota, Fungi, Ascomycota, Eurotiomycetes, Chaetothyriales, Herpotrichiellaceae. Gene Ontology annotation, cellular component: membrane. The record is from RefSeq and is a predicted model, not a curated record. Gene Ontology annotation, biological process: transmembrane transport. The transcript is spliced from 2 exons. Gene Ontology annotation, molecular function: ABC-type transporter activity; ATP hydrolysis activity; ATP binding. The coding region runs from base 1 to 4434 and encodes 1477 amino acids.
AUGUCCACAACCACCUCCACGCUCAACGGGUCUCGAGAACAUGACGACACCCUCGAUCGAGAAAACCCGACUGAGGCCAGGACUGAAACUGAAACUGAAAAUGAAACUGGGACCGGGGCCACGCAUUUCGAGCCCAUCUGGUCGGAGGCGGAACGGCGACAUCUACGUCGCAUCGCAACCAGCCAGUCUAGUCGGUCUGCCGGAAGCCAGCAGGGCGGCGGACACAACCAUAGCCGCACACACACGCCGACACAGCCGGCCACGCGCCCGGAACUCGAUCCGCUCAGUGACAAAUUCAGCCUCAGCGAAUGGAUGAAAUGCAAAGUCGAGCAGUUCGCGGCCGGGGCGAUCCAACGGCGACACACGGGUGUGCUCUUCCAGAACCUCUCGGUGCACGGGACGGCGGCGGAAAUCAAAUUGCAGAAAAGCGUGGGCUCGAUCCUCACGGCGCCGUUGCACCUGAAGCAAAUCGCGCAGGGGCGGCAGCGGCACAAGGCAAUCCUGCAGAACUUCGAUGGCCUGGUCAAUCGCGGCGAGAUGCUGCUCGUGCUGGGCCGGCCCGGGUCCGGCUGCUCGACCUUUCUCAAGUCCAUCUCAGCCAACUACGAAGGGCUGAGCCUCGGCGAGGGAAGCAGCAUCAGCUACGACGGGAUUCCGCAGAAGGUGAUGAAGGAGCAAUUCCGCGGUGAUAUUCUGUAUAACGGCGAGACUGAGAAGCAUUUCCCCCAACUCACAGUCGGCCAGACGCUCACCUUUGCGGCGGCAGCUCGGGCCCCGCGGAGCCGCGAGCCCGGCAUGUCGCGAACAGACUACAUCAACCAGGUGCGGGACGUGGUACUGGCGGUGUUCGGGCUCUCACACGCGAUCGACACCAAGGUCGGGUCGGACUAUGUACGCGGGGUGAGUGGCGGCGAGAGGAAGCGGGUGUCGAUCGCGGAGAUGGCGCUGGCAGGCUCGCCGCUGAGUUGUUGGGACAAUGCGACGCGCGGGCUGGACUCGGCGUCGGCGUUCGAGUUCGUCAAGGCGGUCGAACUCAGCUCGCGCAUCUUCGGCACCACGCAUCUGGUGGCGGCGUACCAGGCGUCGCAGGCCAUGUACGAUCGGUUCGACAAGGUGAUCGUGCUGUACGAGGGCCGCGAGAUCUUCUUUGGCGCCACGGCGCAGGCCAAGCCGUUCUUCGAGAACAUGGGCUGGCGGUGCCCGGCGCGGAAAAGCACCGGCGACUUCUUGACCGGGCUCACCAGUCCGCGGGAGCGCGAGGCCAAGGAAGGCUGGGAGACGCGCGUGCCCCGGACGGCGGAGGAGUUUGAGCAGUACUGGCGGAACAGCGCCGAAUUCCACGCCCUCCGGGGUGAGAUGGCGGCGGCGCAGGAGCGGUUCGAGCGCGAGGGCACGACGGCCGAGGAGUUCCUGGCCAGCAAGCGGCAGCGGCAGGCCAAACACACGCGGGCCAAGUCGCCGUACACGAUCAACAAUGGCAUGCAGGUGGCGCUGUGCACGCGGCGGGCGUACCAGCGCAUCUGGAACGACAUCGCGUCGACGGCGACCACGAUCGGCGGCAACAUUGUCAUGGCGCUGAUCAUCGCGUCGCUGUUCUACGGCACGCCGUUCGGCACGCAGGCCUUCUUCUCCAAGAGCAGCCUGCUCUUCUUCACCGUGCUGCUCAACUCGCUGAUGACGGUGACCGAGAUCAACGCCCUGUACGGCCAGCGCCCGAUCGUGGAGAAGCACGCCUCGUACGCCUUCUACCACCCCUUCGCCGAGGCGCUGGCCGGCGUGGUGGCCGACCUCACCAUCAAGAUCGCAGCCAGCGUCAUCUUCAACACCAUCAUCUACUUCCUGGGCGGGCUGCGCUACGAGGCCGGCCCGUACUUCAUCUUCUUCAUCGUCAACUUCGCCGCCCUGCUCUCCAUGAGCAGCAUCUUCCGCACGGUUGCCGCCACCACCAAGACCAUCUCCCAAGCCCUGGCUGCCGCCGGCGUCAUCCUCAUCGCCGUCGUCGUCUACACCGGCUUCGUGAUCCCGCGGCCCAACAUGCAUCCGUGGUUCAAGUGGCUGACCUGGAUCGACCCCUUGGCCUUUGCCUUCGAGGCCCUGAUGGUCAACGAAUUCCACGGCCGAGACUUCCCCUGUUCCAAUGUCGUCCCGGCCUACCCGGGCUUCACCAACGGCUCCGGCGACAUGUUUGUCUGCGCCGAGAAAGGCGCGAUUCCCGGCCAGCUGUUUGUCAACGGCGACCGCUAUCUGGAAGCGAGCUUCGGUUACCAGCAUUCGCACCUGUGGCGCAACUUUGGCAUCCUGCUCGGCUUCCUCUUCUUUUUCUUGAUUCUCUACCUGACCGUCACCGAGUUCAACUCACAUUCGACCUCGAGCGCCGAGGCCCUGGUGUUCAAGCCCGGCCAUGUGCCCAAGACCAUCCAGCAGGGCGUGUCGGAAAAGAAGUCCCAAGCCGUGGUGGAAGAGCCGGGGACCCAGGAUGAAGAGUUGGAUGCCCUUCCGAAGCAGGGCGACGUGUUCAUGUGGCGCAAUGUCUGCUACGACAUCAAGCUCCGCAAGGACCAGAAACGGCUGUUGGAUCGCGUGAGCGGCUGGGUGAAACCCGGCACCCUGACGGCCCUGAUGGGCGUGUCGGGCGCCGGCAAGACCACUCUCCUGAACGUGCUGGCCCAGAGAGUGUCGGUCGGGGUCGUCACGGGCGACAUGUUGGUCAACGGCAGCCCUCUCGCCGCCAGUUUCCCCCGACGGACAGGAUACGUGCAGCAGCAGGACCUGCAUCUACACACGUCGACGGUGCGCGAGGCCUUGCGGUUCUCGGCGCUACUGCGUCAGCCGAAAUCGACGCCGGUCGCUGAAAAGCAUGCCUACGUGGAGAAGGUGAUCCGGAUGCUCAACAUGGCCGACUUCGCCGACGCCGUCAUCGGCGUCCCCGGCGAGGGAUUGAACGUGGAGCAGAGGAAGCUGCUGACCAUCGGCGUCGAGCUGGCGGCCAAACCCACGCUGCUCUUGUUCCUAGACGAGCCGACGUCCGGCCUCGACAGCCAGUCGAGCUGGUCGAUUGUCUCGUUCCUGCGUAAGCUGGCCGACAACGGCCAGGCCGUGCUGUCGACCAUCCAUCAGCCGUCCGCCACGCUGUUCGAGCAAUUCGACCGCCUCCUGUUUCUGGCCCAGGGCGGCCGCACCGUCUACUUUGGCGACAUCGGCGACGACUCGCGCCUCCUGCUCGACUACUUCGAGCGCAACGGGGCGCGACGCUGCGGCGACAGCGAGAACCCGGCCGAAUACAUCCUCGAGCUCGCCGGCGCCGGUUCCGGAGCCCCCGGCCAGUCCAAAGUCGACUGGCCCGCGGUCUGGCGCGGCAGCAGUGAAGCCGCCGCAGUCGAGGCGGAGCUGGACGGCCUGCAGCGGACUCUGCAGGAGAAACAUGCGCACGACACGGACGCGCCGGAAGACCACACCGAGUUUGCCAUGCCGCUGUGGGACCAGCUGGUGACGGUGUCGAUCCGCGUGUUCCAGCAGUACUGGCGCACGCCGACGUACAUUGGCGGCAAGUACUCGUUGGGCAUUGCGUCGGCGCUCUUCAUCGGCUUCUCCUUCUACAUCCCGGGCCAUUCGAUCCAGGCGAUCCAGUCGAUGAUCUUCGCCAUCUUCAUGAUGACGGCCAUCUUCGCCGCGCUCGUGCAGCAGGUGAUGCCGCAGUUCAUCUUCCAGCGAGACCUGUACGAGGUGCGCGAGCGGCCGUCGCGCACCUACCACUGGGCGGCGUUCAUGGUGUCCAACAUUCUGGUCGAGAUCCCCUACGCCGUGCUGCUGGGCAUCAUGGUCUUCGCCGCCUUCACCUACGCCGUGUUCGGCAUCACCAGCGGCCAACACCAGGCCCUGCUGAUGCUCUUCUGCGUCCAGUUCUUCGUGUUCGGGUCGACCUUUGCCCACAUGGUCGUCGCCGCCCUCCCGGACGCCGAAACCGCGGGCCAGAUCGCCACCCUCCUGUUCUACCUGACCCUCACCUUCAACGGCGUGCUGCUGCCCAGCGUCAUGCUGCCGGGGUUCUGGAUCUUCAUGUACCGCGUCAGCCCCAUGACUUAUAUCGUCAACGGCAUCGCCACCGUCAUCGCCGGUCGCCCCGUCCACUGUGCCACCAAGGAGCUUAGCCUCUUCCAGCCCUAUCCGUCCCCGGGCACCACUUGCGGCCAGUACAUGGCCCGCUAUCUGCAGGCUGCCGGCGCCGCUGGAGGUGCUUUGAUCAAUCCCGACGCCACUGCCGAUUGUCAGUAUUGCUCGUUGAGAGUCACCGAUCAGUUCCUGGGCGCGCGGGACAUCAAUGCCAACGACGGCUGGAGGGAUUUCGGGAUUGUUUGGGCCUUUGUUGCCUUCAACAUCGCCGCCGCCAUUUCUUUGUAUUAUUUGUUCCGCGUCAAAACUUGGGGGCGACGGUGA